This is a messenger RNA of Panicum virgatum (switchgrass), 354 nucleotides long. RefSeq lists its product as uncharacterized. The record is from RefSeq and is a predicted model, not a curated record. Lineage: Eukaryota; Viridiplantae; Streptophyta; Magnoliopsida; Poales; Poaceae. The transcript has a single exon. The coding region runs from base 1 to 354 and encodes 117 amino acids.
AUGGUGGUGACCGUGGUGGUGGCCGUGGCUGAGGAUUUGCUGCUGGUUUUGAUAACUUUGCAGGUGGUCGUGGCCAAGGAUUUGCUGCUGGUUUUGAUAACUUUGCAGGCGGCCAUGGCCGAGGAUUUGCUGCUGGUUUUGGUCAUGCACGGCAUGUUCCUGUUGGUGAUCCUACUGUUUUUUAUGCUGAAACGCUUUCAAAUUAUAGUGCUGAACAUGGAGGUGAUCCUUAUGGUCACUGUGGUGCAUAUGAUUAUCAUGGCGAUGACAAUUUUAGCCGUUUUGGAGCUCAUGGUCAUUAUGGUGAUCACCGUCGGCGUCAUCCUAAACGACGUCACAAUGAUGAUGGUUUGA